Molecule: messenger RNA, 7012 nt
Organism: Amoebophrya sp. A120
Lineage: Eukaryota; Dinophyceae; Syndiniales; Amoebophryaceae
Source: the annotation of a GenBank genome assembly
AGUGAAAAAGGUCAUUGACAACUCAGCUUACCCAAGACACUUGCUACUUAUCAAUCCACUGCUGUAUGGCUGCUAGAAACUUCUACGCUUCAGAAAGGCGCUCCUCCCCGUUUAUAACCCAUGUCUGUCUACAUUUCCCUAGCAGCAGGCUAUCGCUAUCCCCAUAAGCAGAAAAAAUCCAUAUGAAGAUGCGGAUUCUGGCGUGGAGCGGCGGGCGCCUCUGGGACGAUAUGAAUUUUCUUCCUGCCUACAAGUGAUUAGCCGAAUUGGAAUUACAACUUAGCAGGUUCUUUUUCCACCACGCUGACCAGGCACCCCGGGCAAGAUGGGUUGCUGUUCGUCCGCCAUGCUUGGGGGCAAGGACGCCCUCAGUCUGCCGAAACGAACCAACAGCAUGUACAUGUACGACGAAAACUACGAAAAGCGGGACCAGGGUUCGUACACGCCGGCCAAUUUUGACCCGAACAAAGCCAACAAUUUAACCAAGAAAAAGGACAAAAUUCUCAUCUCCUGCGAAAAGUCCGCGCUCGUGCACGUAUAAUUUGCGGGUUUUUUUGUUGAAAAAAAAUCAUCCGACCUCUAAUCAUGAGUUAUUACAUCGAAGUAAUAGUUGUACAGCCAUCCUAGCAUUGCGUGGGAAGAAAUGUGUGAAGAUUUUUUGCAAUGAAAAUUUUUCUUCGCCCAGAAGUACAACGACACACGCGAUCCGAGUGAGACUUUUAAAAACGUACCAUUUCUACUACUGAUUUUACAGGUCCUGAAAACCGGGGUACUGCUGGAAGAAUACCUGAUCCGGAACAACGUCCGCGGGAAGCAAAUCAUAAUUUCCUGCGUCGACGUGUCCGCGAAAGAGCCGAAGGACAGCAAGUACUACGACUACCGAUGGCGCUGCAGCUCCUUCCGGUUCUUCGUCGAAUCAGACGUGAUCGCCUACAUUCCCGUCGUCACGGACCUAUCAAAUGCAAAAAUGUCUGGGUCUGGAAGAAUGCAACUGGUCAUGCUAAAUCUGAAGCAUGCAAAAAUCUGUGUUGCAUGAUUACCACAAGUCGCCCAGUUUUGACCAAGUCGGGGGGGGAGUUUCUCAUGCAGGAUAGGCAUGAGAGAGAUGGCACAGAAUCUGUCAUGCUAGGCCCUGCAUUGCAGACCUCAUGGGUCAUGGAAAAGCUGCAUGACAAAUCGCGCAUGCUUCCAGACCCAGACAUUUUUGCAUUUGAUAGGACCGCUGGCUGAGCAAAAAGGCGACCCACUUCGAGCUCGCCUGGAUAUCCGAGGCGAAGAUGCUCUGGCAGGCGGCGCACCUCGGCCAGGACAGUCACGACGGGGAAGAUUUCGGCGAUUUCGGUUCCAACCUGUUCCCGGUCGCGAUUUUGUCCCUCGCGUUGGACAUCCAGGACGACGAGACGAAGGGACUGCAAAAGAAGACGAAGAAAAACAACAAUAAUAAUCACGACAAUUCGCAAACCAUUUCGAACAAAAACACCAAGGCAUCCGGCGGUCGCACGGUUGGGGACGAUUUGGAGAGGCGGAAGAUCCUCGAGCGGUCCUCGGGCUACAACCACAACCUGCUCGUGUUGUCCUCGAUCACGCAAAAGUGGGUGCGGCAGGACAAAUCGAAGAGACAGCUGGGCGUCGCCGGGUUGAACCAGUUCAAGGAUCCGCGAUUCGUCAUUUCCGGGAAGUUCACGGUGAAGACCAUCGAUCCGUUAGGCCGGGCGGAGAAGCCGGCCGGGAAAAACUCCGAGGAGAACAAAUCGAACGACCCGGACAUGUUCGCGCGGGAAUUGUCGCACCACCUGCUGUUCUCCGCGUUCAAACAGGUCAGGUUAGAAAAGGUCGCGGCCGACGGGGGCGAGUACGAGCGGCAGUCGAUCAAGUACCGGGCGGAAGCGGUGCGGAACGCGCUCGGGAAAAACUGCUCCGUCGACGAGGCGCACAGCGAGCCGGAGGAGGUGCUCACGUCCGCGCGAAGCCGAGGGGUGGUGAACUUCGACCUCGGGGGGGCUGGGGAGGAUGAGAAUGGAGAGAAAAUGAAGCCGGGGUCGUCGAAAAUGCCGAAAAGGUCUGGGUCGCCGAAAAUCCCCAGCAUAAAGAAGAACAACUCGCUGUCAAAAGUCGUCGGCGUCGGGAUCAAUACGCCGAACCACGCGGGAAAAGGGAUUUGCUCCGCGUCCGUGAUCGGCCCCCUGGACACGGUUUCGGAGCCGAGUCCCAGAACGGAUAGGUCGGUCGUUGGGGAGUUGUCGAGCUCGAGGAAUAAGACGGCUGGUGUAGGGGAGAAUGGUGCAGGAGGAACAUCAGGAAAUAUUUCUAAUCAGGACAAGAACCUGUUGAACUUCGAAACGCACUCGAAAAUCACAGAGGAGGAGACUGCGACAACGAUCACGGAGGAGGUCGCCGUGCCGGCGAACAUGCCCCAUUUGUACUUGAAUUUCGCGGAGGCGAAGAAGCGCGGGCCGGGGAACAACAGUCCGCGCCUCAGCAAAUCGCAGAUUCGGGCGAGCCGCGCGGGCUCGAAGGCGAAGAGCACGGCGAGCGGGGAGGGAAUGAAUGCGCAGGAAAAGGAGCAAGAACAGUCGCUGUCUGGGACGGACGCGGUGCUGAAAAGGAUGUCGGAACAGAUGGAGAGGGAAAAGCAGGAAAAUAACGCCGUCGUUGUUGGUACACCGCCAGACCAAACAGGCACAGUAGACGAGAAAACCAAUCUUAAGCCAGAGGCAGAACAAGUAGAUGAUCCAGCGGACCUCCAGCCCGGCAAUUCGCCCCGCGACCCGAGUAAAGAAGUUCCGUUGGAGCUCAACCUCGACACCCCAGCACAAACCUCCAACCCGGCGCACUCGACCACGACGGAACUCCAACUGGCGAAGUCGCAAAACCGCCGCCCCACGCCGCUCCGCUCCCCGCUGGGGCAGUUCGCACCGGGGGAUAGACUGGUGAUCCACUCGCUGGAGUCGAACCCGGAGUACAACGGAAAUUUCGUGAAAGUCCUCUCUGUUCAGUCCGCCGACAUGAUCGAAGUUGUGGUGCCGACGCAGGGCAAUGAGCGGCUGUUCAUCCCACCCGCGAACCUCGCUCCGUUACAGGACCCGAAGGCGAUGUUCCCCGCCUUAACGCCCUCCGCGCACGGGUCGUUGAGCCCCGUGAGCCGGCACGUGUCCAGCCCGACGAUGCGGGGAUUUGGGUCCGCGCUUGACAACAAACUGUUCGCCAUGAACCCGGAUAGUGAGGACGACGAUGACGAUUUCUUCCUGGAGGAGUCGGAUUCGGAUAUAGACAUUCCAGAGCAAUUACUCACCGAGGCGAUCAAUCGGGAUAGAUUGUACGCGGAGCGAUUCGACGAGAACGGGGAGGAGGUAAAGAAGGUUCCCGAUGGAAAUAUAAAUAAAGGGAUGAACAACCAGCAAAAUCAUCUGGAAAAGACGAUGGAGGAUUUUCUCCCGCCUAUCUACUGCCCCAUAGACAUCGAGAAGCUGGCACAGCAGCUGCCGACGAAUUUCGGUACACCCGUGCAUUUGGGACAGAGUAAGGGAAAGAAGAAGUCUCUCGGCUCGACCUUGUUGGAAGAGGGAGAGGAAGAUGAUAAUAAUAUCCAGGUCGUUGUAGCGCAGCCACCGGGCAUGCCGGUGAUUCCCAAGAAGAAACUACCCGAAACAGUACUAUCGCCGGAAGUGGAAAAGGAAAAAGAGGAGGAAAAGGUUCGAGAACAGAACGCAACAAGUAAAUCCAAGUACAACACUUCCGUGGCGCCGACAGCAAAUAACGAGGAAGACGACGACCCGGGAGUGUCGGAUCUCGACCUUUCCAACACCGCCUUAGACCCCGGGCUGGCGGAUAUCGACACCGGGAACUUGAUGCGGGAGCACUACCUCCGGAAGGGUUUGGAGGCAGUGUACGGAGAGAAUAACGUGCCGCGGGAGCUUAUCGCAAGAAAAAAGUGUUACAGUUACACAUUGUGUUGCAAGAGCGGCAACACAGACAACCUUUCUCAUGCAGGAAAUGCUUCGGAGCCUCGUUUCCUUCCUGUUUUCCCUUAUGAUCUUCGCAUUACAAGUUUUCUCUGCCAGGCAGAGAAAAUUUGUGAUGCCGAAACUCCAACAAGUGUGUAACUGUAACACUUUUUUCUCAUGAUAGAGCUGAUCCAGGCGAGUUUGAAUGACACGAGAAUGCAGCGCGGGAAGUUCUCUGUCCCCGGAGGAGCGAAGACGAACAUCGGGGGACACCAGACAGCUGCAGACAGCACCAUCCGGUCCGCGUCCACCGUGAACGAAAAUAAUGCCGAAUUGAAACAGACCGGGGCGUCGUUGCCGACGAACAGUAAGUCUAUGAACACCGCUUCUGGGCAGCAAGUCGCGCCGGAGGACUUCGGGUUACCGAGUCUGGCGAAGAUGCAGACCACGGAGCACGCGAAGCGGCCGGUGCCGUUUCCGUUGAACCUAGGGCAAGAGACCAAGCAGGAGACGAAGAAGAUGGACAUGAGCCAGGUGGUGGUUUUGUCGGACACGGUCGGGAACGGGCUAGUCGGCUUGCUCGGCGCGGUCAACGAGGAAAACGGGAAUUUGCAGCCAAAUUUGUCCUCAGCCACCUCUCCGGUGAACGAAGAAAACGAAAACUCCGAUCCGGACAUCGAAGACACGAUUUUGAAGCCGCUGUCCACCGAGGAAGUCGCGAAGAGGAAGGAACUCGCUUUGCAAACGAACAAAAACCUCUUCGCGCCCAUUGGGGGUGGGAAGGUCGGAACUGGCAAAACUUCGCCGCCGCAGCCGCCCAGUCCGCCGGACGAAAGCAAAGGAGUACAGCAGGAGCAAGCAACUAUGCCUGGGCCGAGACUCUCCUCCGGUCGCAUGGACGAGAGCCGGUCUUCGUCGAAAUCCGGGUCGCAGUCCUUCACGCCGCCCAAGGCCCCGGCCGGAAUCAGACCGCCGUCGUUGGGCGCGCAACAUGGAGCGACGUCUCGACCGGGCAGCGCGUCUAUGGACGAGCAAACCUCUUUUUCCACGCAGCAACAGAGAACUUCUACAGGAUCUUCCAAGCCGAGGUCCGUCCCCUUCGCGCUCGACAUGCACAACGUGAACGACCCGCGCGCGCAGUUCCUGGAGACCAUCGUGGGAUUGGUCGUUCGGCCGCCGAUCAAGGACAUGGGGUCGGAGGACCACCGGUUCCCGUCUUCCGUCAUCGACGAGACCAUCGAGGACAGCAGCAGCAAGAAGCGGCACUUCUACUCCGCCUUUAUCGACGGCUCCAUCACCCGGGAGAUCCCGAAGCAGUUCCGCGGCAAGAACUUCCAGUGGCACUUCUUGGCGGAGCUGCGGAACUCCUUUCUGAACAAAAACAUCGUCGUAAGAGAGAACGAAAAAGACACGAAGCCGGACGAGCCGGACCGGGACAAGGAGGAAACGUUCGCGACGCAGAAAAUUGUCGAGAAUCUGCAUGAAUUACUGGAAAAGGACAACACGAAGAUGGUCUGCUACAGCACGGACAUUUCCAAGCGGGAGAAGUACAAGGCGCUCGAGGAGGUGGAGAAGAUUUGCCAAACGUACAAAACGCUGAAAAACUCUUUGGCCAAGCACCGCGCGGACGAGCUGGCCGGGUACUUUGGCUACGACUGGCACCCGGAUAACAAGGCGAAUUUGUUACUCUACUCCGAGUACAUCGACGGGGGGACGGUCCAUGACCGAAUUCAGCUGAAAAGACUGGCGAACCGAAAGGAGAUCAUGCGGAACGAGCUCGCAUUUUCGAAGUUGACCAGCGACCAGCAAGCCAUGUACGGUUUGAGCGAGAAGGAAGCGCACUUUAUCCUGAUCCGGGUGCUGCGGGGCUUGGAGCAGCUGCACUACCUCGACAUUUGCCACGGUGCGCUGCGGGCGUCCAACGUCGGAAUCAAUCGGCGGAGUGGCCGCGUGCAGCUGUUGGACUGGGGGAUGUUUGAUCUGCGGAAGUACUGCAACGACGAGGGGAAAACCUGGAAGGCGAAAAAUUGUCGGUGGAUCGCGCCGGAGUGCCUGCCUGAUUUCGGGCCGGGAAGGGGAAGCAACUUCUCGAAGGGAAGCGACAUCUGGAGCUUGGGAUGCUUGGUAAAAAUGAUUUUUAAAUUUCCUGUUUGUUUCAGUUUUGGUCAUACUACGUGGCAUGAAAAACAUCACUCAGAUCUAUCGCCAUGCUGCGUGUAAUAGCAUCAAGACAUAAAGAUUUUGUGCUACACUUGUUCCACGCAUUUUUUUUUUACCAACAAGAAACUCACACAAACAGCUCCUUGAAAUGGUUUCGGGCACACCGCCUUACUCCGCCAUUCCGUCCAUUGCUCGGCUGAACGACUUCCAAAUUUUGUCCUGGCUCCAAGCUGGCAAGCACAUUCCCCCAGCGCCCGAGAAAAUGAACUCCGCUUCGCUCGAAUUCCGCGACUUCUGCCAGAUGUGCUUGAUUUGGGACCACGAACAACGGCCCGAUACGAAGUCGGAUUCCUUCCGAAAACAUCUGUACCGGAAGCCCGGGUUUCAGGUCGGCAACGAGGACGACAGCGCGGAAAUUUACGAGCAGGCGGGCGCGAGCGUGACCACCAGCAAAGAGGCGUCGGUGGGUGCGGACGCAAGAAUACAGGACAAGAAGUCGUACCACGAGAAGAAGCAGUUUGUGACGGUUUCCGGGUCGAAAUUACCGAUGGAUCCGCGGGAAUUCUUCGAACAACAGCAACGGAAAAUGAACGCACAGCGAGGUGGAGGGUCAGCAACCUCUGCAGCGGGAGGAGAUCAGCCGCACGGGCUUCCGCCCCCCAUGCCGCAGAGGAUAAGGCCGCCCCCGCCGGGGCGGCAGUUGGAUCCGGGCUAUCUGCGUCCGUCCAGCGUGCAUAACGUCAGAAAUAACCCAAGCAGGCAACUCCGGUCUACGAUGGUGCCAAAAGUCGUGGCCUAGAAGGCAAGGACUGGAGUUGUCACAGAUAAUAGACAGUUUCUAGUUUCUGACUGCGUUUAACGAAAAAUAUGCGCAUUUUGUUUCUGACUGCAUGAUGAAGUAAUUUCAC